Messenger RNA from Eruca vesicaria subsp. sativa (arugula), 588 nucleotides. The record is from the annotation of a GenBank genome assembly. NCBI's taxonomy places the organism in Eukaryota, Viridiplantae, Streptophyta, Magnoliopsida, Brassicales, Brassicaceae.
AUGUCAUCACGUCUCCAUAUUUUCCUCCUCGUAGCGGCCUUCAUCAGCCACCAUGGAGCCACCACCGAAGCCGCGGUUGAACCAGUAACCGACAUCAACGGUAAACGUCUCACAUCAGGCACCAAAUACUACAUCUUGCCUGUUGUUCGCGGUCGUGGCGGUGGACUAACCAUGUCCAAACCCGAAAACAAAACCUGUCCGAGAAGCGUCAUCCAAGAACAAUACGAAGUCUCUAACGGCCUGCCGUUGACAUUCUCACCAUCAGACAAAUCAAGAAUCAUCCGUGUUUCAACUGAUCUAAACUUCAAAUUCUCAGCUACUUCGAUCUGGAACUUGGACAAUGUCGACGAGAAGACGAAUCAAUGGUUCAUUGGAACUUGUGGCGUUGAAGGGAACCCGGGACAGUCAACGGUUGGCAACUGGUUCAAGAUUGACAAAUACGAAAGUGAUUACAAGAUCGUGUUUUGUCCAUCUGUCUGCAGCUUCUGCAAAGUCAUGUGUAGAGACGUUGGUGUGUUUGUUCAAGAUGGGAUUAGAAGACUUGUGUUAAGUGAUGUUCCACUAAAAGUUAUGUUCAAAAGAGUAUAG